Bipolaris oryzae ATCC 44560 is the source of this 876-nucleotide messenger RNA. RefSeq lists its product as uncharacterized. The transcript is spliced from 2 exons. NCBI's taxonomy places the organism in Eukaryota, Fungi, Ascomycota, Dothideomycetes, Pleosporales, Pleosporaceae. The record is from RefSeq and is a predicted model, not a curated record. Gene Ontology annotation, cellular component: cytoskeleton. Bases 1 to 876 code for a protein of 291 amino acids. Gene Ontology annotation, molecular function: actin filament binding.
AUGUCUCCACCGUCCGCCACUGAGCCCGAACAAACAAAACCCAGCACGGCUGCGCCCCUAGAGCCCGGCCUGAGCGAAAAACAGGCAAAGGGAUUGCAACUCAGCCUCCCAGCACCACCCAAGUUCGACGACCCACUCAAGGAGCGCGCAUACCUAAAGGGCCGCCUCGCUGCUGCAUUCCGCAUCUUUGGCAAAUAUGGCUUUGACGAGGGUGUAGCCGGCCACAUCACUUUGAGAGAUCCCGUCGACCCCACGACCUUCUGGGUGAAUCCCUUCGGCGUAGCCUUCAGUCUAAUGAAAGCAUCCGAUCUGAUUCUCGUCGAUGCAAACGGCAAAGUCAUUGACGGAGGCGAGUGCCGCCUCCUCAACACAGCAGCAUACAUGAUCCACCACGCCGUGCACACAGCGCGCCCCGAUGUCGUAGCAGCAGCACAUUCGCAUUCCAUCUACGGCCGUGCCUUUUGCGCUCUCGGCCGCAAACUCGAUACCAUUACCCAGGACUCUUGUGCUUUUCACAACGACCACGUGCUGUAUGAGUCGUUCAACGGCAUCGUGCUUGCGGCGGAGGAAGGGAAAAAUAUCGCCAAAUGCCUGGGCGAUAAAAAAGCUGCCUUACUGCAGAACCAUGGCUUGUUGACGGUGGGACAGACGAUCGAGGAGGCCGUGUUUUGGUUUGUCAGCUUGGAAAAGUGUUGUCAGGCGCAGCUCGCGGCGGAUGCGGCGGCUGCGGGCCGAGGGGGCCAGACGGUUAAGAUUGAUGAUGAAGACGCGGUUUAUACGUAUAAGACGGUUGGAACACCGCCGGCCGGCUGGUUUAGUGCAAAGCCGUUGUUUGAUGUUAUUCACAAGGAGACGAAUGGGGAGUAUUUGGAGUAA